GAGUAACAACAAGAUCUCUCUGCUGCGAAACGGCUCCUUCUAUGGCUUGGCUGCCCUGGAAAAGCUGUACCUGAAGAACAAUCUGAUAAGUACAGUGGAGCCUGGAGCUUUCCGUGGGCUUGUGGAAUUGAAGAAACUGGAUCUGUCUGACAACAGAAUUGGCUGCCUCUCACCUGAGAUGUUUCUUGAUCUUAGCAGACUCUCAAAAUUGGAUUUAUCAGGAAACAUCUUCUCAACUCUGUCAGAUGGACUCUUCACAUACCUCCCGGAUCUUAGAGUACUGCACUUUGGCACAGAGACGUUGUUCUGUGACUGUCAACUGAAGCCGUUGCUCCGUUGGACUCACCAGAACUCAGUGAAGGUUGUUAAUGACACAGUCUGUGUUUUUCCAACCCACCUUCAUGGCCUGGAGUUCCGCAACCUACAAGAACAUCAGCUCACAUGUGAUGGUCCUUUAGAGAUGCCUCUUUUCCAGCUCAUUCCUUCCCAGAGGCAGCUUGUUUUCCAUGGUGACCAACUACCCCUCCAGUGCACUGCUUCCUAUCUUGACCAGUCAGUGGUGCUAAGAUGGCGUCACAAUGGCCGCAUCGUGACCACACAGGAGGACAUGGGCAUCUAUGUGGAAAAUACUCUACUCCAUGAUUGCUGUUUGCUCACCAGUGAGGUAAUCCUGUCUAAUAUUGAUAUGGCCCUCGCUGGCAACUGGGAAUGUCUGGUGACCAGUUCCAGAGGAAACACCUCUCGGCAAAUGGAAAUAGUUGUAGUGGAGACCUCCGCCCCCUACUGCUCUGCAGACAGAGUCUCCAACAACAAGGGGGAUUUUAGAUGGCCAAAGACAAUGGCUGGCAUCCUGGCCUUCCUGCCUUGUGCUCCUUCAACCUUUGGAUCUUUCCCCAACCGCUCUGGCAGUGCCUCCCACCCCUCCAGCCAAAGGCAGAAGAAGGCAUGGCGACGAUGUGAUCGAGCUGGGCGAUGGGCUGAAGAAGACUACACUCAGUGCCCAUAUGCCAGUGAACUGACCCGUGUGCUCCAUCAGCUCACUCAGAUACCAGUUAAUAUCAGUAACGCCCAGCCUUUGGGUCAGCAGUUGGUAGCAUUUACAAGCAAGACCUCCCACUUUACUGACGUUAUGGAUGUCAUCUUUGUCACUCACCUUGUGGAGAGAUUGACAAGGCUGCUGGACAAAAACAAAGAUCUGGGGGACUGUAUUUCCGACAUAGCCAGUAACAUGAUGCUGGUAGAGGAGCAUAUCUUGUGGAUGGCGCAGAACGAGGCCAGAGCAUGCACUCGCAUUGUCCAGUGUGUGGAGCGUAUUGCUGACCUAACGUUGACGGAAGACAAUCAGGCCAUUUCAAAGGUAUCUGCUAACAUAGCUCUUGAGGCUUUUCUUAUCAAGUCUUCAAAUUUUCUUGGUUUAUCCUGUACGGCACUUCAGCAGAGCCCGACACUGCACAGCUUCAAAACCCCAUACGGCCCCCAUACAAAGGAAAAUCGGCAAGAGCAUGAGGCCAUGCAAGAGUCAUUGCUCAGUUUUAAAUGUAACACUCUAAACAACACCAGCAACUCACCAGCCCAUCAGCUCAGCAAGAACUCCGUGGCAGUCGCCUCGAUCCAUCUACCGCUGGCUGGUCCGCCUGUCUCCUCCUCUGCGUUGCAAUCUGUUGAUAACUCCACUUGCAGGUUGCAGUUCAUUCUGUUUCGCAAUGGAAAACUCUUCCCCUGUACAGGGAAUUCGUCAAACCUCGCAGACGAUGGGAAGCGCAGGAGCGUCUCGACACCAGUUGCUUUUGCCAAAUUAGAUGGCUGCAGCCGCGGCAGCGCCUUGCACUCUGUUACCGUUGCUCUCAGGCACUUUGCGCUGGGUGUAGACCCCACCGCAGCCUACUGGGAUUUUGACCUGCUGGAUGGACACGGUGGCUGGAGGGCAGAGGGCUGCCACAUAACCGCCUCUGGGGGCAAUACGACCACUAUUCACUGCAGUCAUAACAAGAACUUUGCCGUGCUAAUGGAUUUGAAGAAGGUGUUGUCUUUCCCCCCGUACCCUGGGGAGUUUUUGCACCCGGUCGUGUAUGCCUGCACAGCGGUCAUGUUGCUCUGCCUCUUUGCCUCCAUCAUCACAUACAUAGUGCACCACAGCGCCAUCCGCAUCAGUAGAAAGGGAUGGCACAUGCUUCUCAACUUCUGUUUCCACACGGCCCUGACCUUCGCUGUGUUUGCUGGUGGCAUCAAUCGAAUCAAAUACCCCAUCAUCUGUCAAGCAGUCGGGUUUGUGCUGCACUACUCAUCUCUAUCGACAAUGCUGUGGCUCGGGGUGACAGCUAGGAACAUUUAUAAGCAGGUGACUAAGAAGUCCCAGCAGAGUCAAGAUGGGGACCCACCUCCUCCCCCUAAACAGCCCCUGUUGAGAUUUUAUUUAGUCGGUGGUGGAGUUCCUCUCAUAAUCUGUGGCGUCACAGCAGCUGUCAAUAUGGACAACUAUGGAAGUGGGGAACAAGCACCAUACUGUUGGAUGGCAUGGGAGCCCAGCCUGGGGGCCUUCUUUGGCCCUGUGGCCUUCAUUGUGUUGGUGACAUGCAUCUACUUUCUCUGCACCUUCAUUCAGCUCCGGCGACACCCUGAGAAGAAGUACGAGCUCAAGCAGCUGACAGAAGAGCAUCAGAGGCUGGCUGCAGGGGAUGUUCCAACCCACUCUCAUCAGGGAGCCGAGCCUGGGGCACUGGCAACCCCAUCUGGUGGGAGCAACUGCCCCGCUGGCUGCCCUGGCAUCCCCAUCAACCCUGCUCUGCUGGCUAAUGAGCACUCCUUCAAAGCUCAGCUACGAACUGCAGCCUUCACCCUUUUCCUGUUUCUUGCCACGUGGACUUUUGGUGCAUUGGCCGUGUCGCAGGGACACUUCCUAGACAUGAUCUUCAGCUGCCUUUAUGGUGCCUUCUCCGUCACCCUUGGCCUCUUCAUCCUCAUCCAUCACUGUGCUAAGCGUGAUGACGUCUGGCACUGCUGGUGUUCCUGCUGUCCUGGAAGACAUGCCAAUGGCUGCUCUGGUGAGGUGGGGUCUGCUCAAACACGCCCCAAGGUGAAUGUAAAUGGGAACACCCCAGGGCAUGGUCAUGGUCACAGCCACUGCCACCAUGACUCACCGUGUCAGGUUAAAGCACUGCUUAGCUGCAGCCACAGCGGAAUGGGUCACUGUAAGCAUGCCACUCUUCCAUCCUCACAAAAUCAUGUGACAUGCCUGGCACCGGUAACCCCAUGCUGUGCUGCCCUUCAUAGCCAGCAGUUGAUGGAGGAGGAGCCCACCGCCACCCAUGUGUUACUACACUCUGAACCAGGGAUCCAACUACACCCCUGCCUCAAAAGCAGCACCAGGACUAAAAGCCGCCAUUUUGGCCGCAAAGCUGCUGCGUGCGGAGCAGGGAGCGACAGGGAAUAUGCUUAUCAUAUCUCCUCCAGCGCAGAUGGGGGCAGUAUGCACAGCUCACACACUGACAGCCCCCACAGCACACGUGAGCGACACACCCAUAUCUGUCCGCAUCUUGCCCAAGAAGGCCACCACGAUGGGCAUCACACAUGCCAUGCUACUGCAGCCACUCUCCAUGAGUCUUUGGCAUGCCAUAAUCCCUGUCACAAGCAUAUCUGCUGUUCCAAGGCAGACCUUUUCCCUUCUCUGUGUCCGGCAGAAUCAGGGGACGCAGGUGUCUUUCUGUGUGGCUGCAACAAAGUAGCUGAGGAGGAGCCUGUGACAACACAUCACCAUCUGGAGAGACAUGCCCCGCGAAGACAAUCAUGCCCCCAGAACCCAACCAGUCAGAAUGGGAUUCUAAAGGGAGGCAUGAAUGAAGGACUUCUGUACACCUCAGACAGCACAGGGAAUAUACGCACUGGCCCCUGGAAGAAUGAAACUACUGUUUAGUGCAGGAUCUCAAUACAUCAAAGGCAGUACUCUGCCUCAUCCUGCCAAAAUGAAUUUCGCCUCCCCUUUCUAGAGAAGAAAAAAAAAAUGAAAUGACAUUUUAAACAUCACAAUCAGCAUAGGAUUUUUUUUUCUCCAGUAUCCACGUUUUUUAUGUGCUGUUUUCUUGUACAGAAAUCUUAUACCAUGCAAACGCCUUCAGAGGUGCAUCCAUAGACCGAAGAGAAUCACUCUCAACACUAACGGUUGUGAAAUGUGUCUCACUUUAUACCGUCAGAUUUAACUGAAGGUAUUCUCACUGCUCCAUAUUACUACAGAUCUAUCUCUCUAUAUAUAUAUAUUCAAAAAAUGAAUGGUUGUAUGUGUGAUUAUGUGUGUUAGUGCUCAAAGGCAACAAGCUGCAAGAUGUUUUUACUCUGAAUCUGAAACUACCAAUAGUCUACGUUGACAGUGAAUCUCCAGUACUUUGGCAUUCAUGUUCUAGACGACUAAACCAGCAAUUUUAGACUUCAUAUGGGUAUUUUUGCCAUCACAACUGUGAAUACCUACUAGAGAUUUUCUAAAUAAUAAACAAAGAUAACUUUGCUUGUCGGAGACGUGUGGGUGCCAGUUUAGUUGUAGAGAAAUCACAGCUGAAAAAGCGAAGUCAAAACUAUGCGUCCGCCUAUCCAGGUUUCUAUUGAUUGUGAUGUCUAUAUGAUGUCUUGACCUGAGUCUUUCCCUCUUCCUGAAAAGAAUACAUCGGCAUAACAGCAGGAACAGCAACGUCUCUGUGGGUGGUGAGCUAAUGUCAGUAAGGUAUGGACUUAGUCCAUUCGUUUAAAGUCAGAUCAUGCGGUGAGUUAUCAGUUGGAUUUUUGGGAUGUUUGCACAUGUUCACUUCUGACAAUUUCUAGACUGCUUGUAAACAACAGACAUUUACAGCAACAAACUGAAUGUGAUCAAUUUCAAAAGAAGAAACUGCUAAAGAGAGCACUUAUGGAAGUUAGCACAGGAGUAUUGUUUUACUUGCAUACCAAUUCAAGUUAAGUCAAGUUUGUUUAAAACAUAAAUAAAACAGGAGCAAAAAUAUAACCCCUUAAUAUUAAGAUUUUUCUAAUGAUCUAAAGAUCACCAAAUUGUGCAGAAUAAGUUAAUUACUAAUAUUCCAAUUAGCUGUU
Molecule: messenger RNA, 5070 nt
Organism: Cyprinodon variegatus (sheepshead minnow)
Lineage: Eukaryota; Metazoa; Chordata; Actinopteri; Cyprinodontiformes; Cyprinodontidae
Product: adhesion G protein-coupled receptor A3-like
Exons: 18
Coding region: 179-3910 (1243 amino acids)
Biological process (GO): cell surface receptor signaling pathway; G protein-coupled receptor signaling pathway
Cellular component (GO): glutamatergic synapse; plasma membrane; postsynaptic density
Molecular function (GO): G protein-coupled receptor activity
Source: RefSeq, a predicted model, not a curated record